Molecule: messenger RNA, 3701 nt
Organism: Orussus abietinus
Lineage: Eukaryota; Metazoa; Arthropoda; Insecta; Hymenoptera; Orussidae
Product: PP2C-like domain-containing protein CG9801
Exons: 9
Coding region: 365-2545 (726 amino acids)
Source: RefSeq, a predicted model, not a curated record
AGCAGAUUGGCAAUCUUCCAACUCAUCUAUGGUAGCGAUUGCUUCGAGGGAGUAAGUAUGUACACCAGGUUCUCACCCUCGUCUCUUGGUCGUAUAUGUAUAGUUUCAUGUAUAGUACUAGGUAUAGUACGAGAGCGAGGGAGGUGUUGAUUCUGGGUCGGUGAUUUGAUUAUCAUGGCUGCAACGUUAUCUGUACCUCCUGUUACGUUUUGACUUCAAGUACUGCCAAGAAGAGAGUAUUAAGUCGCCUCGAAUUAUGAUGUCGGAACACAGAGUUUCAACAUUUACUGAAACUGGAUUAGACCACACGUCUUGGGAUGUCAAGUUUCAGAUUUCCUGUAAAAGGUAGAAAUCGCUCUAGAGAAUGCCCAGUUUACGCAAACGGGUCGUGGGUUUUAUGCGGCAGCUAUCCAUCAGCAAUUUGGCUGCCGCGGUGGAGAACAUUGGACAGGGGGAACCUUCGACCCCAUGUCCAAAGUCUCCACCACCAGAUUUUCUAGGCAAUUGCUUUAUCACUCAUUACCUCAAUGGGUCGGAAACUAAAAUCGACGGUCCGGUAAUCUUGCAUGGAAGAAAUCCUGAAGAAUUGCCGUCCAAACCUGUGAGAAGUCUCGACGAAGACGACGAAGUAUUCGCGGCGUUUACAGGCCCUGGCCGUGGUCUUACUACGGUCAAUCUCAGACAGAGGCAUUUGAGUAUUAGCGAUCCGGAUGUGGAUUAUAUCGAUAUACUCGAAUCUAACGACCAUCACAAAGCUGUUAAAACCUCGCUGGAUUGUAUAUUUUCUGCGGCUCACGAUCGUUGGCUGGUGGUACGAUCGAACGAUUCUUUAUUAUAUCCCAUCGACAACAGUGCCGUCAAGAUCCGAGCAGCGGGAAAACUGUAUGAGCCCGACUCCAAGUAUUCCCAGGAGAACCUGACGGGCGAUUUUGGAUUCGAUAGUAACCAACACGGCACGGAUCGUUCAAAUCGUCACAACGAUCAAAGAAAUUGCAACCUUUCGUCGGCGAGUCCUGAGAACUCGAACGAAAAUUCCGAGAUCGACGUCAAAGUCGAGCGUAAAUCGAAGAACGUCCAGUUCGAUGCAAGCCCUAGAAUCGAUUGGCCUUUUGGCGCAAAUCAUUUGGAGAACGAGGAACCGAUGGAGUUAAAUCUGCUGAACAUUAUUUACGAUGACAGCUCCAGUGAGAACAAAUUCGAAAAAUCUCUGGAGAACCCUUCCAGCAGUUCCCCCGGAUCGAACGACCAGGGAGAUUUCGGGAACGACAUUAUUCCGCCACCUUCUGAAUUCGCUUCCGAAAUGAAUCCACUGCGAAAGUCGAAAAGCGCUCCUGCUCCCUUUCAAAAGACCGCCAAAGGUAUGCCUUCCGCGGGAGACGUAGCCGGAAUAUCAAAUUGGUUCGACCCUCACGACAUGGCCUACGGCAUCUCGACGACGCUCUACGAGAAGAACCCCACGACGAAUGCGAUCAACGGCGAGCCGAUAGCCGACUGCUUCGGCGUCGCGGCGAGGGCCGACGCCGGAAUUCUCGCUGUAGCGGACGGAGUCAAUUGGGGUCCAAAGGCGAGCAUCGCGGCGCGGUCGGCCGUCCACGGUAGCUUGGAGUACCUGAACAAGGCCCUGUUCUCGGCAGCCCCCGGCAACGGCGCCACGACCACGCGGGACGUCUUCGUGGCGCUCCUUCGGUCCUUCCAUGCGGCCCACUCGCUGAUCCUUCAGGAGCAGGGCAUGCUAACCACCCUGACCGUCUGCGCUGUCCUUCCCCUGGCCGACUCCUCCCCGGACAGAUACGUCGCGUGCACCUGCAACGUGGGCGACAGCCUCGCCUACGUCUACUCGAGGAAAACCGGAGUAAGGGAGAUUACCCGGGGAUCCCACGACAUCCACUGCAUGCGGGACAUGCGCGACGCGCUCGGCGCCCUGGGCCCGGUGGACGGAUGCAAUCCCGAGCUGAACAAUCUGACCCUCGCCAUGACGGAAGUCGAGGAGGGCGACGUCGUCUUUCUCACCACCGACGGGAUCUCCGACAACUUCGACCCGGUGGUGGGAAAAUUCGCGGUGCUACCUGCCGGCGAUGCGAGUGACGUCUCCGCCGGGUCCCAGAGCAGAACCAAGACCCGCAAAGCUGCCGAGAGUUUGCGCCGCUCCAACUCGAGCGGCUGCGGGGGGAGCACCGGAUGCACCGAGUUGCCCGUCGUCGAGGCCUAUCAGAGGCACGAGCUGACUCUCCUGCGCAUGGAGGACCUCCUACGACGAGGAGUCUCCGGCGAGGGUCCUCCCUGCGACAGCGCGAAGAAGCUCUGCGAGCUGCUGCUGGACUUUGCGGUGCGGAUCACUGCCGCGAAGCGGCGGAUUUUGGAGGACACCGACUUGUACUACUGGCGGUACGAGGACGGCGACAUCGUGCAGCUGCCAGUAUUGGAGCAGAGGAGGCGUCGGAAGAAGAUGCUGGAGAAAAUGUCGAUGGUCCCGGGCAAACUGGACCACGCGACCGUGGUCGCGUACGUGGUGGGAUCGACCGCCUCCUCGAAGGGCAAGGUGUAGCCCUCUCGUUCGAAGUUCGUACGUUUUUACGGUGUCGACCAUUCCUUGAUUCUUUGUUGCGUCGCAACGGAUCGAUUGAUGUAUUCCUGCGAUAAUCGUGUACAUAAUCAAAAUGAAUUCGCUACGACGUCGAACGGGAAACGAAAAUGUAGGCGCGAUCUCGCGUACUUUGCCCCUUCUUGUUUCGUCUAAAACGCGAGGCUUGCUCGCCUUGGGUAAACUCGUCGCGAGCCGGAAGACGUUGGAGAGCAAUCGGUUCGAUCGAGAAGGAGAAACGUCGAGGACUCCCUCGAGAAGACCGAACCGAUGCGAUCCGAUCGCGUCAUCCGGCAUAGGAGUAGUAUUCGGUAUGAACUAAAGUAUUUACUUAUACGGCAAAUACGUACUUUAGAGAUGCCGCAUUUUGUCGUCGUCUCGUCGCCACGUAAAAGGCCUCCGAACUACGAGAACGAAGUACGUCAACGGAACAAGGGGCACUUUACUUUCGGGAAAGCUGGCGCGCCUUGAAACGUGGACGUUUCGUGCUCGGAGUGGGAAUCUUUUUUUGUUUUUUUUUUUCUUUAUCUUUUUUCGAAAUGCUUAAAGAACGUGCAAUAUCUUACGAAUUUAUCGGCGUUAGAUUUGUAUCUUUCCAAGCUGCGAAUUGCGUUUCCGUUCCGCGGGCCUCGAUAUUUAUGCCUCGUCGGCCUAACUAUGAAUUACGGUCUAAUGUUAAUCGUUCUUACUAGCAAUGACCGUUCUCGGCGUUCCGACCGAAAGGGGUUUCCUAAUGUCCGUCGAAAUAAAAUAGAACGAAGUCGUUCCCGGUACAUUCCUAUGGAGCAGGAGUAAACUAAGAGCGAAUUCUAAAAUCUAAAAGUAUUAACCAGGAACAGCCAGUCGAGCAGCACCGUUAGAAAGAAUUCUGACAUAAUUGUAAGUGGUACUACGAGAGGAUGCAAGCCCUCUCGAUUCCCUUCUUUUGCGUGGGACAGAAGUCCACUUCCGUAUUAUGUAGAGCUUUUUUCAACAGGGAAGUAAAUAACGCCAAUUACGAAUAUCACAACGUGGCCAAUAUCGCUAGUAAGAGAAGAAAGGCUCUGUCCACGUUACUCGAGGAUAUUUAUUUUGUUUGAGAUAACUUUUUUAUAUGUAUCAUAAUAAAUUUGGAGCAAUA